AUGGUAUUCUACCUGGUGAUCGGCGCCGGCGUAAUCGGCCUGACUACCGCCCUAGAGCUUCGAGCUCAAUACCCAGGCGCAGAGAUCGUGAUCGCAGGCAAAUACCUGCCUGGUGAUGCAGCACCAGACUACGCAUCUAAUUGGGGAGGCGCUAAUUGGUUCCCCGCAUCCAUGGACAAUGGUCGUCAGGAGAAAUGGGAUGCUAUCACCUACAAUAAAUUCAAAAAACUCGCAUCGGACCGUCCCGAAUCGGGUGUGCAUGCAAUGAAGAUUCGGUUCCAUUAUGAAAGGCCGAUUGAGGAAUUGGUUGGAGGGUUGACGCCGGUCGAAGAAGGCGAUUUGCCUCCCGGUGCUGUUGUUGGGUAUGAAAUGGCGUCGUUUAUCCUUGAUGUACAACGGUAUCUUCCUUGGCUCCAGAUGGAGGCAUACUCCCUUGGCAUCGAGAUCCAUCGGCGGGGUUUCAAUGAUAUUCGAGAUACAUUUGAAUCAUAUCCAGAGGCUUCUGCGGUUUUUAAUUGCACUGGAUUAGGCUCGCUGAAGCUUGGUGGCGUUGAGGAUGAUAAAAUGUUCGCAGCAAGGGGCCAGAUUAUGCUAGUUGAAGGCCCGAAAGAGCCGAUCCCCGCGAUGUACUUCCAGGCUCCUCAUCGUGAUGCAGACGCAACCCAUAUUUUCCCACGGGGGAAGAACGGAGGGAUCAUCCUCGGAGGUUGUAGACAGAAGAACAACUGGGAUGGGGAGAUUGACUUAAAUUUUGCUGAGGUCAUUAAGAAGAAGUGCUGCACUAUUGCACCUCAGCUUGCAAAGCCGGAAGGCUUGAAGAUUCUUAAGCAUGGUGUAGGGUUACGGCCCAGGCGGGAGGGCGGUGCCAGAAUUGAAUCGGAAUACUUUGACCAAAAAUUAGUCAUUCAUAAUUACGGAGCGGGUGGGACAGGAUUCCAGGCCUCUUGGGGCAUGGCUAAAGAAGCUGUCAGUUUUAUACGGGAAACUGCUCGACUAUAA
Molecule: messenger RNA, 999 nt
Organism: Penicillium atrosanguineum
Lineage: Eukaryota; Fungi; Ascomycota; Eurotiomycetes; Eurotiales; Aspergillaceae
Product: FAD-dependent oxidoreductase
Exons: 6
Coding region: 1-999 (332 amino acids)
Molecular function (GO): D-amino-acid oxidase activity; FAD binding
Source: RefSeq, a predicted model, not a curated record